AGAGGCUUACGUAUACAUCUAACUCAACUUCACCAAGAAUUCAGUUGUCAAACAGACUGUAAAUAGGCUCUUGUAUAAUCAGAACACAUAGAAGAAAAAAAAACACGAGGAAAGUGUAAGUGCUCAAGGUUAAAAAGCUCACAGAUCAAAUCCUCUUCAUAAUCAAUCAUGGCCCUAAAAUUCAUGGUAAUCGCUAACAAGAUAUAAUCCACAAUUUCCCCCCUUUUGUCCAGUCGAUCAGUAAUUCCCCCAUUUUUGUUCAGUCAUCAUCACUUGCAAGCAUCUGCAAUUUUUUAUUUUAUUUUUAUAAAUUAAAAAUAUUACCAUGCAGGUUGCAGAGAAGCUGUCAUCUUUGUCGAAAAUUGCAUGCCCCAUCAUUUUAGCAAGCUUGCUAAUGUACUCAAAGUCCUUCAUCUCAAUGCUGUUCUUAGGACAUCUUGGAGAUAUUGCAUUGUCUGGGGGCUCGUUGUCAAUCAGUUUUGCCAACAUAACAGGGUACUCUAUCCUCAAAGGUCUGGCCAUGGGUAUGGAGCCGAUAUGCUAUCAAGCUUACGGAGCAAAGAGAUGGUCGAUUAUGACCAAAACCUACAGAAAGACUCUCUUUCUCCUCUUAGCUGCAAUUAUUCCGAUAUCUCUGAUGUGGCUUAACAUGGGAUCUAUCUUUUUAUGGUUAGCUCAAGAUGCAAAUGUGGCAGAAGUGGCAAGGAUCUACUUACAGUAUUCGAUUCCCGACUUGAUUGCGCUGGCGCAUUUCCAUCCCCUUCGGACAUUCUUGAGGACUCAAAACAUCAACAGACCGCUCACUGUAUCGGUAAUAGUCGCGAUGCUUCUUCACUGUCCGAUCAAUUACUUCCUAGUUGUGUAUUUAAAUCUGGGAGUGAGAGGAGUUGCACUAGCCUCUGCAUGGAACACUUUCAAUAUAAAUCUUGGUCUGAUGGUGUACCUGUUCCUGUCGAAAACCUCACUUAGACCUUGGGGUGGGGAAAUAGCUAGCACAUUCUUUGACAGCUGGCAGCCACUCCUCGCCCUCGCGGGCCCGAGUGUGCUGUCAGUGUGCCUAGAGUGGUGGUGUUACGAAAUACUGCUACUGCUUUGCAGUCUGUUAAGCAACCCACAGGCUAAUGUUGCAGCGAUGGGCAUUCUAAUACAAACCACAAGCUUGCUCUAUGUGUUCCCUUCAUCCUUUGGCUCGGGCUUGUCGAUACUAAUAGGCCAUGAGUUAGGUGCUAAUCAGCCCGAACAGGCACAAAGGACAACUACCGUCGGUUUAACUUUGGCAGCUGUGUGGGGAAUUCUGGCCUUCCUAUUCACCAUUGCAGUGAAAGAUGUUUGGGGUAAGCUUUUCACAAGUGAGCCAAAGAUUCUUGAUUUGACAUCAAUGGCUCUUCCUAUAUUGGGCUUCUGCGAAUUGGGUAACUGCCCACAGACAGCUGCAUGUGGGAUUUUGGUGGGCUCUGCUAGGCCGAAUAUGGGCUGUCGUAUAAAUUUCGUGUCGUUUUAUCUUAUUGGUUUACCGGUUGCAGCUUUGUUGGCCUUUCAGUUCGAGAUGGGCUUUGCUGGGCUGUGGUUUGGGCUCGGGGCAGCACAAGUUUCAUGCACGUGCAUGAUGGUUUGCACUCUCUUUUACACAGAUUGGACACAGCAAGCCAGCAGAGCAAAGGAGCUAACACAGGGAAAAGAAGGUAGGGGAAAUGACUUGGAAGCCCCUCUGCUCAGCUGAACAUGUUCAAAACUGACAACUGCAGAUCCAUGAACUUGAACAUAUUAUGUUUAGGGUCUAGGAUUGCGCUAUGUUGUAAGGAUACAGUAUGCAUGUCAAGAGAGAACGAUGAAAAUGAGGUGUAAUAAAAGUAGGAAUGGACCAAUUCUCUGUAUCUAUGACCAAAAUAAGUAUUUGCUACUAUAAAAUCAGAGAGUUGAUCUCUUUUUAUGUUCCUAAACUAUCUUUAUCGUCUCCACAUGUU
Molecule: messenger RNA, 1964 nt
Organism: Erythranthe guttata (spotted monkey flower)
Lineage: Eukaryota; Viridiplantae; Streptophyta; Magnoliopsida; Lamiales; Phrymaceae
Source: RefSeq, a predicted model, not a curated record